Messenger RNA from Biomphalaria glabrata, 4252 nucleotides. Its product is annotated as probable serine/threonine-protein kinase roco5. The coding region runs from base 218 to 3079 and encodes 953 amino acids. The record is from RefSeq and is a predicted model, not a curated record. Lineage: Eukaryota; Metazoa; Mollusca; Gastropoda; Planorbidae. Gene Ontology annotation, molecular function: ATP binding; protein kinase activity. Gene Ontology annotation, biological process: regulation of apoptotic process; protein phosphorylation. The transcript is spliced from 25 exons.
UUUACUUCAAAUCUAUUUUUAAAUAUAGGCCUACACUCAAUUCUGGAUUUUCCAUUAUUACUUGGGAAAGUUGAAAUAGGGUAUACUCUAUUUAGUUGCGUACAACACUCACCCCAGUAUAUCAAAAAAAAAUAUGGAUGCUAGAACACCUAAAUACAUUGUAACGUCUUUUGCCUAGAUAAUUUUCAAAAGAUGUUUCUCAUUUCAUAAGAUACGGAUGCCAUCUAUUUUUUGUAUUCUGGUUAAAAUGAAUUCAAGUAGGACCAAGAUUGAGAAAGGGAGAUUGCUGGAGCAUGAAGAAGCUUGUUUAAGAGCUAAUAUUGUUUAUCUGAAAAAUAACCUUAUUGCAAAAGAUAUACUACUCUAUUUGUACCAACACUGCGUAUUAAGUGAGGAUGAUCUUGAAGAACUACGAAGCGUAAAAAAUUGUAAAGAUCAAGCCGAAGGAUUGAUAUUUAAAUUGUAUUAUUCCAGACCUUCAGAUGGAUUUAAUACAUUUAUGAGGGCCUUAAAAAUUAACCAAUCUGAAGUGUAUAAACAUUUGAAAAAGCAAACAAAGCCUGGAUCAAGUAUACUUGACAAAUUUAAACUGAAAGCACUUGGUAAAAAGAAAAUUACAGACGUCAGAACGUGUGAUCUUUCACUGCAAGACCUUUGUCGUUGUCAACUUGCAGAGUUAAUCAAUGACUUAGAACGAAGCGAAGAUGACAUAGACAGCACUCAGCGAAGUUUGUAUCAAAUCAAAAAGAUUAUUCACAUUCAUUUCAGCACUUUCAGACUUCUAGAGCAACAGUUAACAGAUCUUAAUUUAAUAGGUUUACUCUUCUCUAUGAUAUUAAAGAACAAAGUCACUAAAAUAAAACACACGAGCAUUCAAAUAUGUGUUUUCUUAACAAGCUUAAGCAAUGUUAUUGUUGAAGCAUAUAUCAGGACAGGUGAUUUCAGUAUAAUUUCCAAGGAGCUAUUAAGCUUGCAGGACUUACUUUUAUCGACCACAGAUGAGGUAAGAUUAAAACUGAAAAAAAUGGAAAGAAACUGGAUACUGAUAUUAUUGGCAUUGGUGAGGAAUCCACGUGUUGACAGGAAUACGUUAUUGACACCUAUUUGGAAACAGAUCAUGUGUCACCUUCAAAUAUCUGACGAUUUGUUUGUUUCGGAUAUGUCACUGAUGAUCUCGGCAUAUUUACAAGACGAAAUCACUUUUGUUUCUUUAGUAACUGAUCGAGGCCGACCUUUUGUGAACUUUGUUGAAAGUUUUUUGACACAUGCUUUGGAUCAUGGGAAACUACAUAGUCAAUCAAAUAAAAUUAAAGCAGAAAAUAUCGCUUACCUGGAGUGCCUUUCAAAAUUAGCCUUGAUAAGGCGUUUUAAUUGCAAGAACUAUAAUACAAAGCAACGAGCAAAAAAAAAAUAUGGAAGACAAAGAAGAAAUCAGACGAUCAUAGUCAGUAAACUGUCUGAAAUCAAUGAACUAGUUAUACAGCUAGAUCACCCUGCUAUCCAGAAAGCUUACUCCAAUGUUACUAACAGUAUAUUUCUUCCAAAGACUUCAAAUUUACCAAAAUAUUCGACACCAAUGAAGCGUGACCAAUGUUUGAUAUCACAUUAUAACAACCAGUCUUCUCCAGAUUUACCAAAACAUUCGACACCAAUGAGGCGUGACAAAUGUUUGGCAUCACAUUAUAACAACCAGUCUUCUCCAGGCGACAAGUACACAACAGUUAGUAAGAAUAGUUGUAUGACUGAUUUGAAUCUAAACGAUAUGAGAGAGCUGUCUCGCGUGAACGAUGACCUACAAACCAGCUCUACAGAAAUGACGUCUCUAACUUUUGCAGAUUGCUUAGCUCACAAAGAGAUAACAGAAUUAAAGUUUACGGAAGGAAGUUCCAGACGAGGGGCUGGUGAAACAUCUGAAAAUGAUUACGAAAUGAUUUAUGAAUGGAAAGAAGACGAUGAUGGAGAAAUACCACCAUAUUAUAGUGAUGAUUACAACACACCAACAGAAUACAGUUUCAAAACAGAAUCCAAAACAUUUCCUAGAAGCAACCAAAGUAAUUUGGACAGCGGUAUUCGCACGUUAUCGCGUGUUGAUCUGAAUACUUCAAGCGCUUCACAGACAGAGCUGGAAACAGAAAAUAAGAAACCCUUACUUCCUAAAAGAAGUAAAAAGUCAAUGGCUUUAAACACAGUCAAUAUUUCCGAAAACAGUGCUAAGGACUAUCAAAGGAGCCUAAGCGAGGAAUACAACUCUACAUUGAAUUCUACAGCAUUAAUAAAAGAUUUGUCAGAUCUACUUGUUGAUACCCAAAAUCCCAUAAAAGAAAACAUCUCUACCACAAUAUACAAAGGUUUUCUGCGUCAAAAAAACAAUGUCACAGUAGCUGUCAAACAAUGGACGGUGCCAUCAAAAGAGUUUGAAUCCGAAGCUGACAUUAUGAAAACUCUGCAUCAUCCUAACGUUGUAAAAUUUUUCACAGCCACAAGAACAGAAAGUAAAUGCUGUAUUGUGAUGGAGUUCCUAUGUUAUGGAAGCUUGGAAAAUUAUUUUAAAAGCUUGAACGACACUUUGAAAUUAGAAGAAGUGAUUCAUAUAGAUCUUCAGAUUGUUCAUGGAAUGAUAUACCUUAAUGGGAAAAGAAUUUUGCACGGAGAACUGAAUACAGCCAACAUACUUGUCGGAAGUAACGGAGUGGUCAAAAUUGCAGACUAUGGAAGAGCUUGCAUACUUGGCAAGGAAGAUGAGAUUCAAUGUUUCAGCGUUGACGAUGUCCAGAACAGAACAAAAUGGUAUGCCCCUGAAGUUAUCUCGGAAAAACGUUAUGGCUUGAACUCUGAAGUUUACUCUUUCGGCUUAAUCAUGCAUCAAACUAUAACACAAGGAAAGUGCCCUGUUCCAGAUGCACGAGAAAUCCACAAGAGCAGAAAAGAUUCUUGGCUGUUUACUACUUCGAAGAAAGUAGCCAUUGACGUGCCCGAAUCAUAUAUCGAUUUGAUCAAACAAUGUUGUAAUCUGUUGCCAGAGAAAAGACCUCGCUUCUUAACGCUCAAGACAGAUUUAAUGAAAUAUUCACCAUUGUAAUACUGAAGAACUCCAGCUGGUUUCUGAUGUACUUUGAGUGGGCGCGCAACUUGUGUUUCAAAUUGUUUAUAUAUUAUUUUCAGUGGGGUAUAUAGAAUAAAGAUUUCUUUGAUGAAUUUUGUUUCCCUUUAACGAAACUCGACCCUGGCUUCGCCAGAGAAUGAAUACUCGUUCUUUUAUAAUAAUAAUAAUAUUAAAGCUUGUCUUUGAAACCGAAAAUUAAUUAAUUAUUGGCGAUUAAUAAUUUUGUUUGAGAUCGAAAUAAGGCGAAUAAAUGCAACUUAAUGAGAGAUGUGGAUGUAUAUAUGGAUGUUAUUCCCUUAUUACAUGGUUUGUCAUCCCCCACCUCCAUUCUCGGAUCCAGUUACAAUUUUGCAUAAUUAUUUAAAGUCAAUGACAAUCAAUACAAAUAUUUACCAAUUAGUUAAUAAUUGUGUACUAAUUAACUUGUUUUGUUAUAUAUUGCAGAAAGGAAGCAAAUGGAAUUAAUUAGCUGUUCUUUACCUUAGAUAAGCUUUGUAAUUAAAAGCAUUCUUUUUUUUUAUUGCUUGUUAGCAUUUUUUAAACUUAUUUUACCUUAUGUAAUUGGCGUAGCUAAGGCUGGGCAGAGGGGCCAAAUUUAAAAGUCUUCCAAGGCCCCCACUUAACGAUCCCUAAAAUGAGUGUCCAAUUUUAUUUUUUACAAUGCCAUGUUAUCUUGCUAUUCACGUUAUGUAGAUUAGUGACAAUGUUGCAUGUGGUCCACACAUUAGAAUGGUAUAUUUAUAAAGUGCAUUGUUUCAUGUCAUGAUGUCGAAUGUCAAAAUGCAGGGGCCUCUAAAGAGACUAAGCCUUUCUGGCUCCCAAAUCCCUUACUACGCCAUAGCUUUAUGUGUUCGCAGUUUAUUCAAUCCGUAUGCUAAGCAUAGAGCCAAAAAAGUAGUAUGUAUUUGUAUCUAUCUAUAUAUAUAUAUAUAUAUAAUUCUCUUCUUUUCACUCAACAGUUUAAACGAGAAGAAGAAGUAAAGGAAAGAUCACUCUCUUAUUUCUGCGGAUAGUCCACGAGAAAACCAGAGGAAAGAGGGAGAACACGUGGUCACAAAAUAGCAGGGCCGAACCGUUGUAACCAAGAAAUAUCACUCUUUUUUUUUUAUUUCUACCUCACGUUAAAAAAAAAAAGGAGGGGGGGGGGGA